Molecule: messenger RNA, 1232 nt
Organism: Glycine soja
Lineage: Eukaryota; Viridiplantae; Streptophyta; Magnoliopsida; Fabales; Fabaceae
Product: epoxide hydrolase A-like
Exons: 3
Coding region: 35-985 (316 amino acids)
Molecular function (GO): hydrolase activity
Source: RefSeq, a predicted model, not a curated record
AUGAGUUAGAAGAGUUAAGCGUGACAGUGAAGAGAUGGAAGGCAUAGUACACAGGACAGUUGAAGUGAAUGGCAUAAAAAUGCAUGUUGCUGAGAAAGGUGAAGGUCCCGUGGUCUUGUUCCUCCACGGCUUCCCGGAGCUCUGGUACUCCUGGCGCCACCAGAUUCUGGCUCUCAGCAACCUCGGCUACCGCGCCGUGGCUCCAGAUCUCCGCGGCUACGGAGACACCGAGGCACCAGCUUCAAUCAGCAGCUACACCAUCCUCCACUUAGUUUCUGACAUCGUCGCGCUCAUUCACUCACUUGCUGUGGAUCAAGUCUUCCUCGUAGCCCAUGAUUGGGGGGCUGUCAUAGGUUGGUACCUCUGCUUGUUUCGCCCCGACAGAAUCAAGGCCUAUGUUUGUCUCAGUGUCCCUUUCAUGCCUAGAAACCCUAAAGUCAAGCCCGUUGAUGCCAUGCGGGCCCUAUAUGGAGAUGACUACUACAUCUGCAGAUUCCAGGAACCAGGCAAGGCGGAAGCUGAGUUUGCCAACAAUAGCAUUGAACAAGUAAUCAAGAACAUACUAACAAGUCGGAGACCUGGACCACCAAUCCUGCGCAAAGAAGGAGCAGGUUCCAAUUCCGAUCCUUCAAGGCCUCUUCCCACUUGGCUCUCACAAGAAGAUGUCACUUAUUAUGCUUCUAAAUUUACUAAGACAGGCUUAACUGGGGGCCUCAACUACUAUAGAAAUCUCAACCUAAAUUGGGAACUCACAGCACCAUGGACUGGAGUUCAAGUCAAAGUUCCCGUGAAGUUCAUUACAGGUGAUUUGGAUGCAGUAUACACUUCACUAGGGAUGAAGAACUAUAUAGAGAGCGGCGCUUUCAAGAAAGAUGUGCCAUGUUUGGAGGAAGUGGUUGUGCAGGAAGGGGUGGCUCACUUCAACAACCAAGAAGCUGCAGAGGAUGUCACUAAUCACAUUUAUGAUUUUAUCAACAAGUUCUGAUGCUAUCAGCUUAGUUAAUUCUUGCGCUAGCUGCUCAAUUUGAGUUUAGUUAAAUAAUGAUCUCUGCUACUCGCCGUGUUUCUUAGUUGAGUUUGCAGGCUCAUUGGUUUAAGCUCUAUUUGUACUAUCAUGAUUGUGCCAUUAUAGAAAUAUGUUUUCGUGAGAAUGUUCGCAGUUUGCCACAUAGACGGUAAUCCCUGUACUCCCGAAGCUAAUUGAAAUGUUGGUUUUGUUUUUGUUACAUGAA